AUGGAUUUCAUCUAUGGGUUUCCCAAAGACGUUCACAAGAACACCGGUAUUAUUGUGUUUGUGGAUCGGUUCAGCAAGAUGGUACAUCUUGUUGCUGUACCGGAGUCAAUCACAGCCCAGGGCUGUGCUCGUGUCUUCAUCGAUACUAUCUCCCGACUUCACGGGUUACCCCGUGAACUCGUGUCUGAUAGGGACCCUCUCUUUACAGCGGAGUUCUGGCAAUCCGUGUUCCGUUCACUUGGAACACGUUUGCAGAUGUUGACUUUGGACCAUCCCGAAACAGAUGGUCAAACGGAACGCGUCAACCGCGUCCUCGAAGAGAUACUUCGAGGGUGCGUCCACUCGUUUACGAGCAGGAGUAAGUUCUUGCCGAUGGCGGAAUUAGCCACCAACAUCUCGGUGCAUGUGUCGACAAAGCAUACACCGUUCUUCGUGAAUGGCCUAUGA
Peronospora matthiolae is the source of this 447-nucleotide messenger RNA. The record is from the annotation of a GenBank genome assembly. Lineage: Eukaryota; Oomycota; Peronosporomycetes; Peronosporales; Peronosporaceae.